AUGCGCAUUGCCGCUGCGUCAGUGGUGGGCAGAAGGUCACCGCCGGUGUCUGCAACGGCGACCGCCGCGGCGAAGCCGCCUGCUCCGAAAACCAUGUCGCCGCCCUCCGGGCAACCCGUUCCACCGAAUCCUGAUCCCCCUGCUCCAGUCGCGAACCGGCAUCCUCCUGCCGCGGUUGUUGCGUCGCCGGUCGCCGCCGUCCCUGCUGUCCCAGUAGUUGCCGCUGCCCCUGCUGCUCCGAGCGGCGACUUGGCGCUGGCGGCGGUGUCCGCCACCACUAGCGGCCUGGCCCCGGCGGUGGGGUCUAGUGAGGCUGUUCAAUCGACGCCUGUAGCGCCUCAGAUGGCUCUGUCCGGACAGCAGCGUCGUCCCCAGUCCCCCGAUCGCCACCUGUCUCGCCAGCACGGCGAGCCAGAGCAGCUCGCAGCGGGUGGCACCGUCGCCAACUGCUCCACAGCGCCACCCGCCAGCAAACACGUGCCAGCAGCAGUUGUUAGUGCGCUAAAAGGAGCUGCCAGCGCGCCACCAGCAGCUACCGGCGCACCAACAGCAGCGGCCACUGGGCGACCCGCACUGCUGCCUACAUCUCACAGCUCCCGCACUGCUCCCGUACUGUAG
Messenger RNA from Closterium sp. Naga37s-1, 618 nucleotides. Lineage: Eukaryota; Viridiplantae; Streptophyta; Zygnematophyceae; Desmidiales; Closteriaceae. The record is from the annotation of a GenBank genome assembly.